Molecule: messenger RNA, 1579 nt
Organism: Cynoglossus semilaevis (tongue sole)
Lineage: Eukaryota; Metazoa; Chordata; Actinopteri; Pleuronectiformes; Cynoglossidae
Gene: echs1
Product: enoyl CoA hydratase, short chain, 1, mitochondrial
Exons: 8
Coding region: 125-1000 (291 amino acids)
Biological process (GO): fatty acid beta-oxidation
Cellular component (GO): mitochondrion
Molecular function (GO): catalytic activity
Source: RefSeq, a predicted model, not a curated record
AGCAAUGCAACGUUAUGGAGUUCGCUCUACAAUUAAAUGAGACGAAGAAAGGCGGAAACAGCCGCACGAUCCACUGAAGGAGUAAGUUCUCUGACACAACAGCAACAACUGCACUGUUUCUGCCAUGUCGUUCCUCUGCAGAAGAGCAGCGUUGCUGCUGAGAUCCAGCACCACAGCACCGGCUGUUCUGUCCACCGCCCGGCUGUACUGCACCGGUGGUCGUUAUGAGCAUAUCUUGGUGGAAAAGCGGGGUGAGCAGAACAACGUAGGCUUCAUUCAACUGAACCGGCCUAAGGCUCUGAAUGCUCUGUGUGAUGGGCUGAUGAGGGAGGUGGGACAGGCUCUGGACUCUUUUGAAGCAGAUAACAACGUUGGAGCCAUUGUCAUCACAGGCAGUGACAGAGCAUUUGCUGCUGGAGCAGAUAUUAAAGAGAUGCAGAAUAGAACCUUCCAAGAGUGUUACGGUGGGAACUUUCUGGCACAUUGGAACAGAGUGUCCACAGUCAAGAAGCCUGUCAUUGCAGCUGUCAAUGGAUUUGCUCUGGGUGGAGGCUGUGAGCUAGCCAUGAUGUGUGACAUCAUCUACGCUGGAGAGAAAGCUCAGUUUGGACAACCAGAGAUCCUGUUGGGGACAAUUCCUGGGGCCGGUGGUACCCAGCGCCUGACUCGUGCUGUAGGCAAAUCCCUGGCUAUGGAAAUGGUACUUACAGGAGACAGGGUUAGUGCUCAAGAAGCCAAGCAAUCAGGACUGGUGAGUAAAAUUUUCCCUGUGGAUCAGCUGGUGUCCGAAGCUGUGAAGUGUGGAGAAAAAAUUGCUUCUAACUCUAAACUGGUUUCUGCUAUGGCUAAAGAGGCUGUUAACGCCGCUUUUGAGCUAACCUUGGCUGAGGGCAAUCGUUUGGAGAAACGCUUGUUCCACUCUACCUUUGCUACGGAGGAUCGUAAAGAAGGCAUGACAGCAUUUGUGGAGAAGAGAAAGGCCAAUUUUACAGACAGUUAGAGUUAAUACCCGGCCCAAAUAUUUUAUGCAGAAAAAUGCCUUGAAGAUAGUGGAACAUGCAAGUUGUUCAGACCAGGAAACAACAAUAGGUGAUUGCGUACAAAGGAGGGUUAUCACAGAGAAACUCUUGAAUGCUAACGCUUGGUGUGAAAACCAGCCUGAGAAAUGGUGAAUGAUUGUGUCUUUGUGGGAAAUCAGUGUGAGAAGUCUCGAAUGCUUGACUUUGCCUUUUAUCGUUUUGACUUUCAAUUGUGUGUCUACCUUUAUAGUAUUUUUUUUUCUUUUUACAAAUAAAACACUAGAGUGUACAGCAUGUAACACAUUGAUGUGAGCUGGGCUUUACUGUAAUAUCUUCGGCAUCUUUGGGUAUCUCGGUUAUGUUAUGUAAAACUGUAGGUACACGAUUACAUUACCUCUAUAUAAUGUAAAGUUGGUCACAUACACUUGUGUGAUAAUUCACUUGAUUUGGCCGAUCUUAAUAUGAAACAAAUCCAGGGUUCUUUGAUUUGAAAUAGUCAGAAGUAAAUAAUGGUCAGUUUAUACAACGUAGCGCGUGACUUGUUAUUAAACAAAAUACUC